AUGGCACCUAAUGAAGUAGUUGCUCAAGUUGACGAUAAACGGACCGUAGUAGUUUGCGGUCUUGGUAUGGUCGGCUUAUCAUUUGUUGAAAAAUUAUUAAAGUAUGACAAAAAUAACCAAUUUAGGGUAGAAAUAUUUUGUGAAGAACCUCAAGUUGCUUACAACAGAGUCGGGUUGACUCAAUAUUUUGCUCAUCGAGAGGAAGAACGAAUGUUGAUGCAGCCUGUAAGCUGGUAUUCAGAAAAUAAUGUGAUCGUUCACACAAACGAAAAGGCGACCAAAAUCGACACAACCACGAAAUGUGUAAUCUCUGCGAGUGGAAUAUCUGUGCCUUACGAUACAUGUAUAUUGUCCACGGGAUCCUAUGCAUUUGUACCGCCGAUCCCUGGUUGGGAUAAACCGGGUGUAUUUGUAUAUCGUACCAUUAAAGAUUUGACCGAUAUCAUAAGUUAUAGUAAAAAUUCCAAACGUGGUGCCGUAAUCGGUGGUGGUUUACUUGGUCUUGAAGCCGCCAAAGCUCUAAUGGAUUUGGGUUUGGAAGUCACAAUCAUUGAGAUGGCUCCAGUAUUGAUGGCGAGACAAUUGGAUACCGUAGGAGGACAAAUGCUUCAAAAAGAAAUCGAAAAGCUUGGAAUCAAAUGUAUUCUCGGUGUACCACCAAAGGAAAUUACCACGGACGAAGAAGGAAAGGUUUCGGGAAUUCGAUUUGAGAAUGAAACAAUUCCAUUGGACAUGGUGAUCGUUGCUGCGGGUAUUCGUCCACGUGACGAGCUCGCCAAGGCGUCGGGGAUUUCAACUCACCAACGCGGUGGGGUAUUUGUUGAUGAAUGCUUACGAACGAGUGAUCCUAACGUUUACGCAAUAGGUGAAGUGGCGUUGUAUGGCGGUAUGAUUUAUGGACUUGUCGUGCCCGGUUAUGAUAUGGCUGAUGUUGUUGCAAAUAACUUGGCCACAAAUGCCGAUAAAAAGUUCUUGGGAGGUGAUUUGUCAAGUAAACUUAAACUUUUGGGAGUUCAUGUCGCUAGUUUUGGUGAUUAUUUUGCCAAAGAAGAUGUGGCAAUGCCUCUUGUGUAUAACGACCCCUUUGGUUCGGUGUACAAAAAACUUUUAUUCUCAAAGGAUGGAAAGUACUUGAUUGGUGGUAUCAUGGUCGGUGACACUGACGAUUACGCCAAACUUCACGCCCUCAUGAAAUCAAAGAAAGUCUUAACUGCCCCUCCUGGUGAACUUAUCCUUGGUGUUCAAUCUGGACUAGCUCCAGGUGCAGAUGACCUUCCUGAUGAGGCUCAAAUUUGUUCGUGUAAUAAUGUAUCAAAAGGUCAAAUUCGAGAAGCAAUUCAGAACGAUGAAUGUCGUUCCGUUGGUCAAAUUAAAUCAUGUACUAAGGCUGGUACGGGUUGCGGUGGAUGUCUUCCGGCCGUUACAGAAAUAUUUGAAGUCGAAAUGAAGGCAUUAGGUCAUGUGGUGACGAAUGCGCUUUGUCCUCAUUUCAGCCUAACUCGUGCGGAACUAUUCCAAGUCGUCAAGAUAAAGAAGUUGACCACUUUUAAAGACGUCAUCGAAAAGGUUGGCAAAAAAGGAACUCAUGGAUGCGAAAUUUGUAAACCAGCCGUCGCGUCAAUUUUGGCCAGUUUAUGGAACGAUCAUAUUCUUAACCAUGCCAAUUUACAAGACACCAAUGAUCGUUACCUUGCUAACAUCCAACGUGGUGGAUUAUAUUCUAUUGUCCCUAGAGUACCUGGAGGUGAAAUUAUGCCAGAAAAACUUGUUGUGCUUGGUCAAGUUGCCAAAAAAUAUGGGUUAUACACCAAGAUUACAGGUGGUCAAAGAAUUGACCUUUUCGGUGCUAAAAAACAAGAUUUACCUGCUAUUUGGGAAGAGCUUGUUAACGCCGGUUUUGAAUCCGGUCAUGCUUAUGGAAAAGCCCUGAGAACCGUAAAAUCAUGGUAA
This is a messenger RNA of Funneliformis caledonium, 1950 nucleotides long. NCBI's taxonomy places the organism in Eukaryota, Fungi, Glomeromycota, Glomeromycetes, Glomerales, Glomeraceae. The record is from the annotation of a GenBank genome assembly.